Adineta ricciae is the source of this 2226-nucleotide messenger RNA. Lineage: Eukaryota; Metazoa; Rotifera; Eurotatoria; Adinetida; Adinetidae. The record is from the annotation of a GenBank genome assembly.
AUGAACAUCUCACCAAGGAGGCGGAAACUUAUCAAACUGGCCGUCUUAUGCACCUUUAUAUUAUGGCUUUUAGGCGUUCUUUCCGGUUUUAUCGCCAUGUUUUUCCCACAAAGUGACAAAACUGGUACUGCCUUGAUCGGUUUCACUGACGAUAAAAAUUCCUCUAUUAUUACUCUCAACUAUGAAACAAACUUCGUAACUAAUGGUUCAUCUGAGAUUACUGAUCUCUCAGGACUUGCUGAUCAAAUUUCGAAAAAGUACAGCGUGUCCCGGAAUAUGGUACGAGUACUUUCAGCUCGAUUUGUUCAAUCUCUCAUUUUAACCACAAGAACACCACAAAGCGCACCGACCACUACCACCGCAACCCCACAGUUAAAAACGGUAUUGGCGAUUGAAACGGAAUUUACCUAUCCAAGUUCAUCGGUUACCUUCGCGGUAUCACUUAGCAGCGGUAUCAGCCUCAAUCUUGGCGUCACUUUUUCUUCAUUCAACGUCACCGAACCGACUACUACUACAACCACCACCACCACCACUACCAUUACCACAACAGAAACCACCACAGCAACCACCAGUACGACUACCGAAACCACCACUACCACUACAGCAACCACCACUACUACUACAGAAACCACUACUACGACUACGGAAACCACUACUACCACUACGGAAACCACUACUACCACCACAGCAACCACCACUACUACUACAGAAACCACUACUACGACUACGGAAACCACUACCACCACUACAGGAACCACCACUACUACUACGGAAACCACUACUACGACUACGGAAACCACUACUACCACUACAGCAACCACCACUACUACUACAGAAACCACUACUACCACCACAGCAACCACUAGUACGACUACAGAUACCACUACUACCACUACAGAAACAACCUCAACGUCUACAUCAACUACAACAACGACAGAAACUACUACCACGACUACAGAAACAACCUCAACGUCUACAUCAACUACAUCAACGACAGACACCACUACCACAACUACAGAAACAACAACAGAAACUACUACUACCACUACGGAAACAACAACAACAGAUACUACUACUACGACUACAGAGACAACCUCAACGUCUACAUCGACUACAACAACUACAGAAACAACAACGACAGAAACUACUACUACCACCACGGAAACAACCUCAACGUCUACAUCAACUACAACAACGACAGACACUACUACCACGACUACAGAGACAACCUCAACGUCUACAUCAACUACAACAACGACAGACACUACUACCACGACUACAGAGACAACCUCAACGUCUACAUCAACUACGACAACGACAGAAACUACUACCACGACUACAGAGACAACCUCAACGUCUACAUCAACUACAACAACGACAGACACUACUACCACGACUACAGAGACGACCUCAACGUCUACAUCAACUACAACAACGACAGAUACUACUACUACCACCACGGAAACAACAUCAACGUCUACAUCGACUACAACAACGACAGAUACUACUACCACGACUACGGAAACAACCUCAACGUCUACAUCAACUACAACAACGACAGAUACCACUACCACUACGGAAACAACCUCAACGUCUACAUCAACUACAACAACGACAGAAACUACUACUACCACUACAGAAACAACCUCAACGAGUGCCACAACUACAACACCGCCGAUAGGUCAAAUCCCGAUUGCCGCUGUCAAUGGAACACUGGGAGCUGUUUACAAUACAUUUGUAGGUGGUGAUAGUACGGCAUCAACAAGCGGCUUCGGUAUUGGUCAGUACCCACCGGGUCAAUCACCAGACGCGGCGUGGGAUAAUGAUGCGUCAACUGUGUAUAUAAAUUUUGGAUCAUGUACAGACUCUGAUAAUAAUAAUCAGUGUGGUUUGAACACUGGCUUCUAUCUUGAAUUACAACGUGGUCCAACUGUAGUGACGGCGUUUCAAUUGUACACAGGCAGUGAUCAUUCUGAACGUGAUCCGCUAAUCGUGUCGUUAGAAGGAAGUAAUCAAUCAGGAUCAAAUCUGACACUUGGUAGCAGUUGGACUCUUAUUUAUAAUGGCAAUAGCGGAUUACAAAACUAUCCGGGUCCUAAUAGCGGCGGCUCGAUACAGCAAAUAAACAACACGAUUUCAUAUAAGAGCUAUCGAUUUCUUGUGUCUGCAAAACGAUCAACGUCAAACAGUGUUCUGUAUUCUGAACUGAAAUUGUAUGGAUACUAA